UAUAUUAAAUCAUUAUGAAAUGUACUGUAGGUGAAUUUUUUUACAAACUAUUUAUUGAGUAGUUCCAGUUAAGUUGAUUCGAAAAAAAAUGGAAGUUAUUAAUUUUUAUCUGGUGAGUAUUUUUUUAUCAUAUUAUGUUAAAUUAAGCAUAGCCCCUGCAGCUAUAGGAAUGGCGAGUUCAACGUAUACUUCAAUGAGUCCAGUUGCUGCCAAUAAAAAUUUAUGUGGUGGUAAAUCAAACGCCUUAAGUGUUUCAUCUACUAGUGGUUUAACUAGUAAAAAUCAACAACCUUUGAAGACUAGUAGUUCGAGUACAACAAUGAUAUCGGCAAAAAAAAACUCUGAUGAACAUAGAGCUGAUCUUAAUAAUUUAACAGAUAAAUCCGACGAUAAUCCGGGUGAAUCUAAUACACCUUCAUUCCAACUGUAUAAUGCUACAGCCGGUGUUUUCAAUUCUUUAUUAGAAAAUUGGUUAAAUAAUAAAGAGGAACUAGAAAAAGUAGCAAAAAGUCUCGGGAUUCCGGAUGAUAUUGUUCAAACAGUGAAUGGUUCAAUGACACAACUAUUCGAGUUUCAACGUAAAAAAAAUGAUAUAAAAAUAGACAAUUUAUCAAAUUUAUUCUAUUACAUGUUCGACAUAAAACACAUGAGUGAAAGAGAUGACGUGAACGUCAUUGAAAAUACCUUGAAGAAUUUGAAAUCAAAAAUAAAAUUUCAAGAUAAGCUGAAUUCGAUUGGUGGAGGUUUGAACAAUGGAAUUGAAAGUCUUGUUAAUAGUUUAAAACUUGUGGUAAAUGAUCUUGAAAAAAAUACUCAUAAUUUGAGUUAUAUUAUGGUUAAUACAGUGUUGAUGAAAGGCAUGAUGCUGAUAAAAGAAUCGAGUGAAAAUGAUUUGAAAAAAAUGAUAAGCGCGUUAGAUAGUGGUUAUUUAAACGAAGUUAGAGAAAACCAAUUCGAAAUAAAAAGAUCAUCGAUAGACCAAAAUCACGUACAAUUAAUUAAAAAUGUAAUGCCUAUUAUAUUUGGCAUAUUGUACACCCACAUCGAAUUAUUAACCGAGUUGAAUAGCCAUACAAUGAAUGGAAAUCAAGUGAAAAAAAUAAAUAGUUUGAAUAAAUUUUUUUCAGAGAUUAUGAAUAUCUUUAUAAACCGUUAUUUCAUUUUCGGAAAUAAUGAAAAAAAAACAGAGUUACAAUCAAUACAACAAUUGUUGGAAAUGUUGGACCCACCUGAAAAUAUGGAUAACGGGAACACUCCAGACUCAAAAUCAAAAAUAAUUACAUCAACGUUUUUAGAUACAACGGAAAAAGCGAUCGCUGAAGUAUUGAAUCUAGUUGGAAAAAACGAUGUAAGCGAUUGGAAAAAAAACAAUGUUUUCAAAAUCGAUUACCAAAAAGGCGAAGAUAAAGAUUAUUAUAUGAAACAGUUAAAUAUUAACGCCGAAUUACUUUAUAAUUUGUUAGGGUCAUUUGAAAAUCGUUUAUUAACAUCAAUCGAAUUUAUAAAAGAUAAUAAUAUGUAAUAAUAUUAUGUUAUAAUACAUUUAACAUUUACAUAUGUCUUAAAAUUCCAAUUUAUAAUGUACUUGUCAAUCUCAGUUAAUUUAUUUAGGUAAGAAUAAUUUUGUUAAACACAGUCCACUUAACCGUAUACUGAUCUCUUGUAACUGCAGUUGUAACAACAACUCAAAUUUUGAUUUUUUUUCUAUAACUAUUAUGUUAACAAAUUGAAGAUAUACACGUACUAAUCACUAACUUUAAUUUUUUUUCUUUCAUUAUUUAAUAUUUGAUUUUGGCAUGUAUCAUUAUUCCUUUAAUCUAUUACUAAACCAUGAUCUAUCUUUAUCACAUUGUAUAAAAAUCUUAUUAUACCUACUCUAUAUAUGUUGUUAAUUGUAUGCAUGCUGUAAUUUUUAUUGUUCUAUGUUUAUUUAUUUCUAUACCUAAUUACCCCUCGAGGGUGUCACUAAAUAAAUAAAUAAAUAUACAUCAUUAUAAUAAAAGUGACGAGGUUGUGGAUUAGAGCCAUUUAAAUUUUGUAGUUUAAGUCAUUUUUUUAAAAAAAAAAUUUAACAUUUCCCCAAUUAUUAUAUUUAUUUAUUGAUAUAGUUAUUAAUAAAUUAUGAUCACAAAA
Molecule: messenger RNA, 2133 nt
Organism: Rhopalosiphum padi (bird cherry-oat aphid)
Lineage: Eukaryota; Metazoa; Arthropoda; Insecta; Hemiptera; Aphididae
Exons: 1
Coding region: 89-1522 (477 amino acids)
Source: RefSeq, a predicted model, not a curated record